AACCUUAAUGUCACAUUUUUUUAAUGACCAUGUCACAUAGGCCCUAUAUGUUGAAGAUCCCAAGAGAAUUUAAGUAGCCAUUGUGCAUUAAGCAUAUAUAUAAUACAUAUAUAUAUAGAUAUAUUGUAUAUAUAUCUCUCUCUGUUCUGUUCUGUUUUGUUGAAGGUGUUGCAGGCUUUGUGGGUCAGACAGCAUUUAAGUUUAGGUGUAAACACUCCAUAUUGGUUUUGUUUUCGGAUAGAAUCAUUAAAGAUAUCAAAUGCAGAAUCCAAAAACAAGCCUAAAGGGCUCUUCUGGAUCAGAAGGUGAUCGGAGGAACUCUCCACGUUCGGUUUCUUCAGGUCGUGUUGUUCGCCAAGUCAAGACGACUCGUCUUGAAGGAAACUCUACUACAAGUCUUAGAACACCGAAAGCUUCGAGUCCUAAGAUCGUUGAUCGUGCAUCACCAAGAAGUCCUGCUCUUGAGCAGAAAAAGCGUGUGGGUAGAGUUGCUGAACUUGAAACUCAGGUUACCCAACUUGAGGAUGCUUUGAGGACAGUUAAGGAUCAACUAAUUGUGUCAGAAUCAUGGAAAAAACAAGCCAAACUAGAUGCAGAAGAGUCGAGAAAGGAACUUUUAGCCAUGACUCUGAGGCUGGAAGAGUCUGAAAAUAUCUUAGCUCGGUCUUCUCCUAGUGAAUCGCAUGAUGUACAAAAGCUGCAAGAUGACAAUGAUGAUGAAGAACAAAAACUCAAGACAGCCGAAUCAGCAGCAUUAGCUGCUGCUUUACUUGAAAUUGAGCAGCUAAAAGUCAAGCUCGACACAACAAGCAAAUUUGAAAGUAAGCAAGUAGAAUCAGCAUACGCAGAAAUACAUAUCCUGAAAGAGAACAUGGCAGAAAAGCUUUCACUCAUGGAGGAAAUGAAGAACGAACUUGAAGAGAGCAAAAGUUCAGAAUCUCAAGCCCAGGCCUUGGCAAGUGAAACUUUACUACAACUUGAAACAGCAAAAAAGACCAUGGAGGCCCUAAAAACAAACAGUGAUGAAUACAAUGCCAUACUUUUGGAGUUAGAGCAUUCAAAGGCACGAGUUCGUACGUUAGAAGGGAUCAUCAACGAAAUGAAAUCAACAUAUCAAGUAAGUGGAACCAAAGGGACAGCUGAAAUAAAAUUUCAUGAAGAAGAACCAGGUCAAACAUCGGAUAUCAUGGCUGAACUGAAAAAAUCAAAAGCAAAUAUUGUAGAGUUGAAGGCUAAUCUGAUGGACAAGGAGACUGAAUUGCAAUGUGUUCUUGAAGAGAAUGAGAACCUGCAUGCAAAACUGGCAAACAUGAUCUCUAGUCAGCAAGAAAACGAGUUAACACAAAAGUUUAAAAGUCUGGAGACAGAAUUAUGCACAAAGUCGGAAGAGAAUGAAAAGCUCAAGCUGGAAAUACACAAACUGAAUGGUGUCAUGGAGGCGACCAAACAAGAAUUUGACACUUUGAAGUCAAAAUUGAUUAGUCUGGAGACAGAACUAUGUGAAAAGUCAAAUGAAAGUGAGAAAUUCAAAAUGGAAAUCAAGAAAAUGAGCGGUGUGGUGGAAGAUUCAAAACAAGAUUUCGACAGUUUAGAGUCAAAGUUAACGACUUUGAAGACUGAAUCAUGUGAGAAGUCAAAUGAAAACGAGAAGCUUAAACUAGAAACCAAGAAGAGUAACGAUGAAGCUGCACAAGUGACUGAGCAGUUAGAGACAGUAAAAACGGCCAACUGUGAAUUGGAGGAAGAGUUGAGGAAGCUGAAACUGCAGAUGGGUCAGUGGAGAAAGGCAGCAGAGGCAGCUACUGCUAUGCUUUGUGACGAGAACAGCAAUAAUAAUGGUCGGACGUUGGCCGACAGAACAUGGUCAAUGGGCCAUUUUAGUCCCAUGAAGAAGUUAAACAUGGGUUCACCUCGCAGUGUGGACAUUGAUGACGAUAAUGAUGACGGUGAUGAUACUGACGAGUUCUUGAAGAGAAAAAACGUUAAUGUGCUCAAAAGGAUUGGGGUGUUAUGGAAGAAGCCACAAAACAAAUGAUCAUGAUGGCAUUUUCUAGUUAAAGUUUGCCUACAAGUAUUAUCUGAGCUUAUAUUUCCUUAGAGUAUAUGUAAUAUAUUUGUUACUUGCUUGUGUAACCAUCAUUGUAAUUCUUUAUAGUUCUACUAUAACCAAAGUUUGCAAUUUGUUUCUAUGAA
Messenger RNA from Erigeron canadensis, 2193 nucleotides. RefSeq names its product interactor of constitutive active ROPs 3-like. Bases 260 to 2035 code for a protein of 591 amino acids. The transcript has 4 exons. The record is from RefSeq and is a predicted model, not a curated record. NCBI's taxonomy places the organism in Eukaryota, Viridiplantae, Streptophyta, Magnoliopsida, Asterales, Asteraceae.